AUGAGGCGAGCCUCUCUCUCUUAUCACCCUCCACGGGAACACGCACUGAGCAGCAGGGCGGGCAACUGCGAGCAAGCGACGUGUCAGACACUGCGGCUGACCUAUCGAGGGAUCAGCAACAUAUCCCAAGGAACUUUCAACGGCCUGUCAAGCUUGUACACUUUGGAUCUAUCCCACAACCAGCUGAGCUCGCUUCCGGCGGGGGCGUUCCAGAACCUGACAGGCUUAUACCAAUUGAAGUUGGAUUACAACCAGCUGUCGAGUCUAGAGCGGGGGUCGUUCGACGGCCUGUCAAGCUUGCACACUUUGGUUCUUUCCGACAACCAGCUGAGCUCGCUUCCGGCGGGGGCGUUUCAAGGCUUGGCAAGCUUGUACGAGCUCAGGCUUGACUACAACCAGCUGUCGGGUCUAGAGCGGGGGUCGUUCGACGGCCUGUCAGGCUUGUACACUUUGGUUCUUUCCUACAACCAGCUGAGCUUGCUUCCGGCGGGGGCGUUCCAAGGCUUGGCAAGCUUGUACGAGCUGUGGCUGUGUUACAACCAGCUGUCGGGUCUAGAGCGGGGGUCGUUCGACGGCCUGUCAAGCUUGCACACUUUGGAUCUUUCCUACAACCAGCUGAGCUCGCUUCCGGCGGGGGCGUUCCAAGGCUUGGCAAGCUUGUACGAGCUGUGGCUGUAUAACAACCAGCUGUCGAGUCUAGAGCGGGGGUCGUUCGACGGCCUUUCAAGCUUGCACACUUUGGAGCUAUCCAGCAACUUGCUGAGCUCGCUUCCGGCGGGGGCGUUCCAAGGCUUGGCAAGCUUGUACGAGCUCAGGCUUGACUCCAACCAGCUGUCGAUUCUAGAGCGGGGGUCGUUCGACGGCCUGUCAAGCUUGUACACUUUGUUUCUUUCCUACAACCAGCUGAGCUUGCUUCCGGCGGGGGCGUUCCAGAACCUGACAAGAUUGUCAUAUCUAAGCCUUCGCCGAGGCAUGACAUCGAGUCUAGAGCGGGGGUCGUUCGACGGCCUGUCAAGCUUGCACACUUUGGAUCUAUCCUACAACCAGCUGAGCUCGCUUCCGGCGGGGGCGUUCCAGAACCUGUCAGGCUUAUACCAACUGAAGUUGGAUAACAACCAGCUGUCGAGUCUAGAGCGGGGGUCGUUCGACGGCCUGACAGGCUUGCACACCCUUUAUCUCUACAAAAACCAGCUGAGCUCGCUUCCGGCGGGGGCGUUCCAAGGCUUGGCAAGCUUGUACGAGCUGUGGCUGUAUAACAACCAGCUGUCGAGUCUAGAGCGGGGGUCGUUCGACGGCCUGUCAAGCUUGUACAUCCUUGAUCUUGCCAAGCAUCAGCUGAGCUCGCUUCCGGCGGGGGCGUUCCAAGGCUUGGCAAGCUUGUACGAGCUGUUGCUGUAUUACAACCAGCUGUCGAGUCUAGAGCUGGGGUCGUUCGACGGCCUGUCAAGCUUGCACACUUUGAUUCUUUCCGACAACCAGCUGAGCUCGCUUCCGGCGGGGGCGUUCCAAGGCUUGGCAAACUUGCAAUACCUGUACCUUCACCCCAAUCAGCUGUCGAGUCUAGAGCGGGGGUCGUUCGACGGCCUGUCAAGCUUGCAGUUCCUUGGCCUUACAUCCCAACAGCUGAGCUCGCUUCCGGCGGGAGCGUUCCAAGGCUUGGCAAGCUUGCAAACCCUGUACCUUGGUUACAACCAGCUGUCGAGUCUAGAGCGGGGGUCGUUCGACGGCCUGUCAAGCUUGUACUCUUUGUUUCUUUCCUACAACCAGCUGAGCUCGCUUCCGGCGGGGGCGUUUCAAGGCUUGGCAAGCUUGUACGAGCUGUACCUUGGUUACAACCAGCUGUCGGGUCUAGAGCGGGGGUCGUUCGACGGCAUGCCCAGCAUAUAUCACCUGGAUCUAUCCAGCAACUUGCUGAGCUCGCUUCCGGCCGGGGCGUUCCAGAACCUGACAGGCUUGAAUUCCCUGUACCUUUACUCCAACCAGCUGUCGAGUCUAGAGCGGGGCUUGUACGAGCUGUGGCUGUAUUACAACCAGCUGUCGGGUCUAGAGCGGGGGUCGUUCGACGGCCUGUCAAGCUUGCACACUUUGGUUCUUUCCUACAACCAGCUGAGCUCGCUUCCGGCGGGGGCGUUCCAAGGCUUGGCAAGCUUGUACGAGCUCAGGCUUGACUCCAACCAGCUGUCGAGUCUAGAGCGGGGGUCGUUCGACGGCCUGUCAACCUUGUACACUUUGAUUCUUUCCAGCAACCAGCUGAGCUCGCUUCCGGCGGGAGCGUUCCAAGGCUUAACAAGCUUGGGAAGUAUAGACCUUGAUUAUAAUCAACUGUCGAGUCUAGAGCGGGGGUCGUUCGACGGCCUGUCAAGCUUGCAAUCCCUCAGGCUUUCUAACAACAGGUUGACAUUCAUCCCCUCAGAUGCUUUUGCAAGCCUUCCCCCUCUCAAGUAUUUCACCUUGUCGUCCAACCCUCUCGAAUGCGUGUUCUCUUCGUGGCCCUCUUCCGUCGGGUUGGACUCGAAGCUCCCUGCCUGUGCCAUCACGACAAGCACCUCGGACCAGUCGCACCCCGACACCGCCGGCUGCUUUCUCAACGCCACCUGGGAAGAGAUUGUCGAACAUAGCUGGGCUCCAGCGGAUUCAUUGGCAGGCUCGGGCGACACGUCGAAGUUCAUCUCAGGAGGAUUGGGCGAGCUGAUGACGAUGGACGAAGAGGAGGUGUGGGUGUGUCAGUUUGGGCAUCACUGCGCAGUGGAGAAAGGAGGGAACGAGACAGACGCUUACUGUUUCAUCUACAACGAGACCGGGGAAGCGUUUCGAGAGUGGGGCCUGGCAUCAGAGCUGGGGCUGCUGUGA
Molecule: messenger RNA, 2850 nt
Organism: Guillardia theta CCMP2712
Lineage: Eukaryota; Cryptophyceae; Pyrenomonadales; Geminigeraceae
Exons: 5
Coding region: 1-2850 (949 amino acids)
Molecular function (GO): protein binding
Source: RefSeq, a predicted model, not a curated record